Capsicum annuum is the source of this 1848-nucleotide messenger RNA. RefSeq lists its product as uncharacterized. NCBI's taxonomy places the organism in Eukaryota, Viridiplantae, Streptophyta, Magnoliopsida, Solanales, Solanaceae. Bases 1 to 1428 code for a protein of 475 amino acids. Gene Ontology annotation, molecular function: phosphatidylglycerophosphatase activity. The record is from RefSeq and is a predicted model, not a curated record. The transcript has 9 exons.
AUGUUUCAACCUCCAAUUUCACACUAUAGUGCAAUCUCUCCACUUUUCUUUGAGUAUCAUUUUUGUAGUUGCUUUAAACAUCCUUUUAGGCUCGUCUUGCUUCUCGAUAUUGAUCCUAACGCCUUCAAUUAUCCACAAGCUCGUUGGUGGGCAAGAAUUAAAGCUACAUUGGGACAGAGAAUUAACAUAGAGGGAAUUUCAUUUUCUAUUGGGAUUUUGUAUAAAGAUAAGCAUUUGGCAAUUCCACAUGUGUUUGUGCCAGAUAUAAGGUACGUUGAUUGGAAUGAGCUGAAGAAAAGGGGAUUCGAAGGCGUAGUUUUUGAUAAACACAAUAAUAUUACUGUGACUUAUUCUUUGAACUUGUGGUAUCCUCUUCCUUCAUCUAUGGAACAGUGUAAAUCUUUGUUUGGCAACAAUAUUGCUUUUUUUAGCAACUCCGGAGGUCUCUCUAAAUAUGAUCUGGAUGGUAGAAAAUCCCGGAUUCUUGAGCGUGCCAUCGGGAUUAAAGUCAUUAGGCACAGAUUGAAGAAGCCAGCUGGAACAACUGAAGAAAUUGAAAGGCAAUUUGGUUGCAAAUCCUCGGGAUUUAUUAUGGUAGAAGUGGUGGGUGAUCUAUCUUUCACAGAAAUAGUUUACGGAAACAGAAAUGGGUUUCUUACUAUUUUGGCAGCCCCAUUAAGUCUCUCACACGAGCCAUUUAUUGUGAAGCAGGUGUUUGAUACACCUGGAGUUGUCAUAAUACCAAUUAAGCUCACCGGAUUGGAAAAUUAUGGGCUAUGGAGUCAGUUGAUGAAAUUGGCUUUACGAGUUGCUGCUGAGUUGAUGCCUAGUAUUUUGUAUUGUACGAGUGCUAAGCAAGUUUGGCUUGAUUUUAAGGAACGUUUUGAUCGCUCAAAUUUGACGAGAGUUUAUCAUCUUUGGACAGAAAUCAUGAAUCUGCGACAAGAUGGUGCUUCCUCUUCAUCCAUGGGACAUUUUUUCUCUGAGCAACAAUAUGAUCAAAUGCUGGAUAUGAUGGGCAAAGAUAAAUCACCUGAGUAUUCUUCAAAUCUGGCAGGCAUAACUGCUUUAUUGUCCAAUGCUUUUGUAUCUGAAUGGAUAGUGGAUUCAGGUGCUACCCAUCACAUUACACCUUUUAGGGAACUUCUUCACUCACUUAAAAGUUUGCAAGAUGAUCUUUCUAGUAGAGUACAGGUUCCAACAGGUGCAAAUACACAAAUAAGCAGUGCAGGCAAGGCUGUUUUUAUAGUAGAUCAUGAGUUGAACAAUGUGUUGCAUGUUUCGGAAUUUAAGUUCAAUCUCAUCUCAGUAUCCAAGUUAAUCAAAGAGUUGUGUUGUGCAGUUAUUUUUUUCCCUAAUUUCUGUGUCUUUCAGGCACUCUCUAAUGGUAAGGUCUUGGGGAUUGGUAAAAAAAGAGAAGGCUUAUAGAUUUUUCAGGACUGCAUUAGAUCUACAGCUGUUGCAACUGCAGUUUUCAACACCAAUAUAGAAGACACCAUAUGGCACUAUUGAUUGGGAAAUCCUUCAGGAGCUGCGAUGCAACACAUCUCAUCUUUACCUAGGAAAGUUCAUUCUCAGAUUCAUAACAAUUGUGACAUCUGUCAACUUGCCAAGCAGCAUAGAUUGAAAUUUCCUGUUAGUUCUACUAAAGCUUUAGCUUCUUUUAAUUUAGUUCACUUGGAUGUAUGGGGUCCCUACAAGAAACACACCUAUGAUAUGAAGCAUUCAUUUGUGACAUAGGUAGAUGACUUUAGCAGAUACACUUGGAUCUAUUUAAUUCAGUCUAAAUCUAAAGUUUUUAGUGUGUUGCAACAUUUCAUUUCCUUAAUAUGAAAUCAAUUUGGUGUA